AUGGCCGAUUUUAAUACCCUCUAUCAUCAAGGUCUUUAUCUCUCCCCCGAUCAACAAGACCUUCUUCUUGCCGCUCUUUCCUCCAAUCAGCCCCCUCAAAAGCAACAGAACGAUAAGCAACGAUCCCAAGCGAAGACAGAUCCAGACAGUACUCCUGGGAACAUGUCGUCUGGCAGCUUUACCAUGUCACCAGGAUUCAAUAAGUCGCAUCCUGGCUCUGGUGGGCUGGGUUAUGGAGAUGAUGAGAGCCCUUUCUUAGACUUCAACCCGGAGCUUGACUUCGAUUUUCCAGGCUCCGACAAUCUAAUUGGUGACCUGCCGGAAAGUGUCCCCUCUGAUGAUCAUGAGGUAGGCGAAAAACGGAAGGAUAUGUCGGACAACGAAAACGAAGAGUCGGGAAAGAAGCGCAGAGAAAGCGAUGACAAAGCAGCGAAAAAACCAGGUAGAAAGCCGUUGACUUCAGAGCCUACUUCGAAGCGCAAGGCGCAAAAUCGUGCAGCGCAGCGGGCAUUCCGUGAGCGCAAGGAGAAGCAUCUGAAGGACUUGGAGACCAAAGUGGAUGAGUUGCAGAAGGCCUCUGACGAUGCAAACCAGGAGAACGGACUACUACGCGCUCAGGUCGAGCGUUUGCAGGUGGAGCUCAGGGAGUACCGUAAGCGUCUCUCAUGGCUGACUACCGGCAGUGGAAUCUCUGCCAUGAGUGCUAUCCCAAGCGCUCAUUCUAGGAAUUUGUAUGGCCUCAAUAACAACGACUUUAUGUUCGACUUCCCCAAAUUCGGAGACCUUCCGGGAGGACACAUCUUUAAUGGCCCAUUGACCAAGUCAAAUCAAAACAAGUCUAGGGAUGGUUCUUCUCCGGCGACAAGCGACUCCCAAGUUCCAGGUGUUAUGACUCGGGAAUCACUCAACGGAUCAAACAACCAGAGAAUGUCAACUGCCAAAGCCGCCAACGGAGUCUCCAACAAUCCCUCUCCUAAGGUUCCAUCGGUGUACAACAUCAGGCAGUCCGCAUCAUCACAUGAUUCGUCCAAUUCAUGUUCUCCGUCAGCUUCAUCGGACUCGCACCAGAGUCAGAUACUGUCUUCGAAUGGCACAUCGCCGGAGCCGAUGUCAAAUUCGCCUGCCACGAAGCUUAAUGACAGUGUUCAGAAUCAUCAUGCUUGUACCUAUAGCACCAUUGAUGGUGAGGCCUCCUUCUGCGCACAACUCGGCAUGGCGUGCGGCAAUAUCAAUAACCCUAUUCCAGCUGUAAGAGGCAAAAGCGAGAGUGUAUCGGAUACCCCCAACCAACCCAACAGCAACUACGAACAAACACCCGGACCCGGACUUGACCUCCUGGCGCAGCAGAAUGGAGGUCAGUUCGAUCCAGUGCUGUUCGGAGACUGGCGAGAGCCUCAGGAUGCAAUUUUGUCGCAGGACUUCGGUACCUUCUUUGACGAUGCCUUCCCCUUGCCGGAUCUGGGAAGUCCAUCUCACAAUUUCAAUGAGCUGGCCAACCAGCAGCUACCGAAGAAGGAUUUGAUUGCUGAGAUUGACCAUAAGAUGGAUGAGGAGGUGGUGCCUGGGGAGGACAAAUCACAGAUGUUGUCUUGCACCAAGAUUUGGGAUCGCCUGCAAUCUAUGGAGAAGUUCCGCAAUGGCGAAAUUGACGUUGACAACCUUUGCUCCGAACUGCGUACGAAGGCCCGCUGUUCGGAGGGUGGUGUAGUUGUGAACCAAAAGGACGUGGAGGAUAUCAUGGGUCGCGUCAAAUAAUAAUUCUCGCCAUCUAACUAUAAUACGCAAUCGCGUGCUGCAGAUUUUGAUACCCAUAUCUAUGAUACAACACUGCAACUGGCGUCAUCACGAGCAAGGGAUCUGGGAACUAUACUCGCAAAAUUGAGUCACAUUCGAUCUGGAAUAUGUACCAUCUACUUUUAUUUUGGGAUCAACAUUAUCCGACGACAUGUAUUUGUGAGGUAUUUGUCAUUUCAUACUUUAUAUUUCCUUUUUCUCUUCGGUUUUUGGUUUCAUACAAGGCGAAUGGGGAGGCACAGUUUGGCUAUAAAUUCUUCACUGGUCUCGGCUUGGAAAGAAUGUACACCGAUGAUCAGAUCAUGCAUGUUUUGCUUCCCCUGACUGGCGUACAGUAAGUUGCCGGCUGGACGGCUGGUUAUACAAAGAAAAAUUUCGGAUAAGGCGCAUAUGCGUUGUGCUGGAUAUGAUCAUAUCCAAGGUCUGGGGUCUCUAAUUUUAUAUACUUCUUAGUUCACGGGUUAUGAUGAUUGUGCUUAUUCAUGACUGAUUCCUUUUUCCCUUCUGUUAAU
Messenger RNA from Aspergillus nomiae NRRL 13137, 2306 nucleotides. It is a transcript of the gene yap1, whose product is annotated as putative bZIP transcription factor AP-1/Yap1. NCBI's taxonomy places the organism in Eukaryota, Fungi, Ascomycota, Eurotiomycetes, Eurotiales, Aspergillaceae. Gene Ontology annotation, cellular component: RNA polymerase II transcription regulator complex. The transcript is spliced from 3 exons. The record is from RefSeq and is a predicted model, not a curated record. Bases 1 to 1755 code for a protein of 584 amino acids. Gene Ontology annotation, molecular function: transcription cis-regulatory region binding; DNA-binding transcription activator activity, RNA polymerase II-specific.